AUGAAGGUCGUCGCAGCUUAUUUGUUGGCAGUGCUCGGUGGAAACCAAACCCCAGGAAAGAAGGAUAUUGAAAAGAUUUUGGGAGCAGUUGGUGCUGAAGUCGAUGGAGAACAAGUUGAUAAACUCUUGAAGGAAUUGGAAGGCAAGAACGUUUUUGACGUUAUUGCUCAAGGUAAGGAGAAGUUGGCUUCCGUCCCAACCGGAGGUGCUGCUGCUGCUACUGGUGGUGCUGCUGCUGUUGAGGAAAAGAAGGAAGAGAAGAAGGAAGAAAAGAAGAAGGAAUCCGAGUCCGAGGAUGAUGCUGAUGCUUUCGGUGGUCUCUUCUAA
Molecule: messenger RNA, 327 nt
Organism: Naegleria lovaniensis
Lineage: Eukaryota; Heterolobosea; Eutetramitea; Acrasida; Naegleriidae
Exons: 1
Coding region: 1-327 (108 amino acids)
Biological process (GO): cytoplasmic translational elongation
Cellular component (GO): cytosolic large ribosomal subunit; ribosome
Molecular function (GO): structural constituent of ribosome
Source: RefSeq, a predicted model, not a curated record